Aureobasidium melanogenum CBS 110374 is the source of this 1038-nucleotide messenger RNA. RefSeq lists its product as uncharacterized. The record is from RefSeq and is a predicted model, not a curated record. The transcript has 2 exons. The coding region runs from base 1 to 1038 and encodes 345 amino acids. NCBI's taxonomy places the organism in Eukaryota, Fungi, Ascomycota, Dothideomycetes, Dothideales, Saccotheciaceae.
AUGCGUCUUCGUUCAUCAAAAGAGACUUUUCCUACAUCAGAAACAACUGUUUCCAACAUGUCGGACGCAUCGCCAGACCAGCCAUUUCGAUUCCUUGACCUUCCCAAAGAACUCCGGUUCAUGAUCUACGAGGAGCUCAUGGACAACAGGAAGAACAACAUUCAAUUCACACAGCCUAAAGGAUUCGAGGUCGAGGAUGUGUACCUCGACAACAUGUAUCACCCGAAUCUGCUCAAAGUCAACAAACAGAUCCGUGAGGAGUACUGGCCUCUAUGUCUCCGUAAAUCCGUCCUAUGGAUCAACUACGGUUGUGAAGAACGUUUCGGUGCGGAAGAGGAGGCAGAUGACAGCGAUGAAGAAGAGAAAGCGCUGCCCUUACUUUCUCAGUGGCUGCACCUGCCGAACACAGUUUUGGCUAAGAUGACCGACGUCGUCUACAAAUUCCAAACACAUUGGAGGCUUCCGGAUAUCAAUCCAUUCAAUGGUAUUGCCGACUCUAUCGCCGAAUUGCCAAACCUGAAGUUCAUCGGUAUAUGGUCUGAACUGGAGAUGUCUGUUAUCGAACAUGGUCGUGAUGAGGCAGAGGCAGAUGAAAGAUUCCAAGACUUUGUCGAGUUCCUCUUCCUCGAGGAAGCUGCUCUGAUUGAGCUUGAUGAUGACGAAGAUCGCAACCUCAACAUUCGCGUCGAUUGCAGCCUGUACACGCCACUGUUCGAGAUGAACAAGAACUACAUCUGGCCCCGUCGCAGACAUCUUGAGCAAGGUGUGGCGCCCGCGGCUGGUCUUCCAGAGUGGGGUUACUCAAUGUUCCGAGUGAUUGCUCCUUGGGAACGCCCGCGUAACGACUCAUUCACGUACCACGGCGAAGAGCUGAUCUUCAUGCGCCUCGAGUACGAACUGCCUGUGCUUCCUAGGUCCGAGACGGAAUGCGACAGUCCCAGCGAGUGGGAUUACGAGUAUGGCGAGUCCGGAUUUGCUACAGGAAACAUGCCAGACUGGAGCUCGGGUGCAAGACCAUACUGGAUGGAUUUCGAAUGA